Messenger RNA from Drosophila subobscura, 2308 nucleotides. Its product is annotated as protein TAPT1 homolog. NCBI's taxonomy places the organism in Eukaryota, Metazoa, Arthropoda, Insecta, Diptera, Drosophilidae. The transcript is spliced from 3 exons. The record is from RefSeq and is a predicted model, not a curated record. Gene Ontology annotation, cellular component: ciliary basal body; endoplasmic reticulum membrane. Bases 78 to 2144 code for a protein of 688 amino acids. Gene Ontology annotation, biological process: positive regulation of cilium assembly; maintenance of protein localization in endoplasmic reticulum.
UUGUGCAGCCCUACUGCUGUUCUCCCAGUUCUUUGGCUCGUUGUUAUUAUUAAAUUUAUGGAUAUAUUUCGUACUUAAUGCAAAAUUCAAUCAAUUCGGGUGGCAACAAGCGACAGCUGCGAUUCCGCGGCGAUGUCAGUGGUGCCAGCAGUCGCGUGGAGGAGCUCCAACACCACCAAGAAGAAAACAGACAACUGAAACCAAAGCAGCAGCCGCUCUCCCAGGAUGACGUUGCAGCGGCAACGGCAGCGACGUCGGCUGCCCAGCAGCGACUACAAAGUGGCCCCACUGAGACUGGUGCCAAUACCUUUCUGGACUUUUUCAAAGUGGAAAUGACACGCGGCUACAUGCUGGAGCAUGACGAGGAGCGUUACUCGGCCCGCCGCCAGAAGAUCUAUAGCUUCAUGAGGAUACCGCGCGACCUGGAACGCUUCAUGAUCUAUGGCAUAAUGCAGUGUGCCGAUUCCUUUUUCUACAUACACACAUUUCUGCCCGUUCGCUUUCUGCUGGCCGUCUGGGCGCUGGUCACACGAACGGUGGCCAGGAUUUGCCGGCUGCGCAGCAGCGGACAACGUUUGCUGUCACCCGCGGAGAUCUGUGAUCUGCUCAAGGGUGCCAUCUGGAUAACAGUGACGCUGCUGAUGCUUCUCGUGGACACGAAUCGUGUGUAUCACAUCAUCAAAUCGCAGUCCAUCAUCAAGUUGUAUAUUUUCUACAACAUGCUGGAGGUGGGCGAUCGUUUGUUGUCCGCCUUUGGCCAGGAUACCAUCGAUGCGCUGUUCUGGACAGCCACCGAACCAAAGAACUCCAAGCGGGAACACUUUGGUGCCUUUACGCAUGUCAUUCUGACGCUCACUUAUGUGUUUCUGCACAGCGGUUUAAUUAUGUUUCAGGCCACCUGCUUGAACGUCGCUCUCAACUCCAACAACAAGGGACUGCUGACCAUUAUGAUAUCCAACAAUUUCGUGGAGCUCAAGGGUUCGGUCUUCAAAAAGUUUGACAAAAACAAUCUCUUCCAGUUGACGUGCAGCGAUGUGAGGGAACGUUUCCAUCUGUCGAUUCUGCUGUUCAUUGUGAUUAUACAGACGAUGAAGGAGUUUGACUGGAGCUUCACGCAGUUCUAUGUGAUGGUGCCCGACUGCAUUGCGGUGCUGUUCACGGAGAUUCUGAUUGAUUGGGUGAAGCAUGCCUUUAUCACGCGCUUCAAUGAGCUGCCCGAGAGCAUCUAUCGGGAGUAUACCACAAGUCUCGCCUAUGACAUGACACAGACGCGGCAGAAGCACGCCUUCUCGGAUCACUCCGAUUUGGUGGCACGCCGCAUGGGCUUCAUACCAUUCCCAUUGUCUGUCGUGCUCAUUAAAGCUAUUUAUACGGCUGUCUCCUUUCACAAUCUGGCUGCCUGGCUGCUCUUUCUGCUGGCCUAUCUGUUCGCGCUAGGUUUGAGAAUUUGCCUAACGAUUUGUGCACUCGGCAAGGCCUGCAAACUGAUGAAGGAACAUCAAACGGAACGCAAUAGUUCCACGCCGAGCAGCAUGACUAAUAUGCCUUUUGUUGGCGGCACAGCCAGCAGCUCGGCACAGCCAUUCCAUCAGCCACCGAACAAUUAUAACAACAACAAUAACAACAGCAUUGCCAGCAAGGCAACAGCGGCAGCCAGCACGACGGCAAAUGUAAUUAUGUUGACGCCACCCUGCGCCGACAUGAGUCACAAUUUCUCACGCUCAUCGCUGCAGUCCACGUCCACGCCCAAGAAGGCAGUCAGCGAACUGGAGCUGGACGUGACCAACUCACUGGAACUGGGCGCCACAGCGCUGUUCUCCAACAGCGAUGUGGAUCUGGAUGAUGUGUGCCUGAACGAGCAGGUGACCAACACCAAUACGAGUUCUGCCGUCCAGGAAGUCUACCAGGAACAGGAUCUGGCACGCAGUCAGCCAGACUUGCUGCAGCUCAACAAUUCCGGCUCCUCCGGUGAGGCCAACGGCAGCAGCAGCGGCAGCGCAUUGACGGCCAAGCAGGCGGCCAAGCGACCGCCGAAGCGCACACACAAACGCUCCGAAUCGGAGCCGCUCAUCCAGAGUCUGGCCGAGAAGCCUGGCAGCGCUUCGGGAGGAAUGUCUGGCAGCAAUCAAACGACACAGCUCUAGCCAUAAAUCGAUGCUAAAUUAUUAACUCUUUUAUCGUUUAUAUUAGUUGUGUUUUUUUGAUCUUUUUGUAAAACAAUUUAGUUGCCGUUUUUGUAAUAGAAUACGUAAGGAUAAGCGAAAUGGAUUUAGUUUAAGGAAAUAUAUGAUUUUAAUGUUCUCUAAAA